Molecule: messenger RNA, 2475 nt
Organism: Symbiodinium sp. CCMP2456
Lineage: Eukaryota; Dinophyceae; Suessiales; Symbiodiniaceae
Source: the annotation of a GenBank genome assembly
AUGGCAUUGGCGAGUGGGGGCAAGGCAGCUAGCAGGGAAGUGGUGACGGAAGACGAAAAGGGUGAUGAGCCAAAACAAGACGGCUCAGCAGGGCCACCUGAGAAUGCGCGGCAAGCAGGGCAAGCAGAGGCGACUCGCCCCAUCAGCUCGACAUUCAAGUCCGAGCCGGUGACCAAGAGCAAGGUUAAGGCUAGAUCUGGUAGAGUCCUGAACUUUGUAGUCGAGGAUUCGCUGGCGCAAGAUCCGGCACUGCGCCUCCCGGACCACGUGAGGCAGCGAUGGUCCGUGCGGCUGGCAGAAGCUGCCAGUGGUGCUGCAGCCAUGGGAAAGCCUUGGAAGGCGCACCAUCCGCCUCUGCCUUGGUACGCAGUUGAGCUAAUGCGGGUUUGCACGGGCACCACGCACCUGAGCUCGCAGCUGAUGGCGCUUCAGGCACAAAGGAGCAAGCGAUCGUGGAUGUGGAAGGACGGGCCGUUGGCAAGGAUGCUGGCAAGCUGUGGUGACAUGCUAACAGAGGCCAGCUCUGUGAUCGAGUCUGUGUCUGCAGCGAGGUGCUCACAUUCCUCGUCAUUUCACGCCACACUGCGAGCAAUGCGGGAGCGAUGCUUGCCAGCCUACCUGUCUGAACCAACAGUGCCACCGUGCCUCUCCUGUACAGCAGAAGAGGCCAUGUCCAUGACCCAGACGGCUCUCACACGCCUUCGCGGGGCUGGAGCAGCACUGAGUCUCGCACUCAGGCUUGAGGAGCCGGGUUUCAGCGGUGUUGUAGGUGAGGGCAUUCAACAAGAUUUUUUUAUCCUGGUGCCCGUGGUGGAGAUGACGCUAUCGAAUUUGGGGUGGCUGACCAAGCUUGUUUUCUUGCAGCUCGAGCGGGACCUCUCUCAUGUGCCUGCUGAAACAGCCGGCGCCGGUGGUGGCCCUUUCGCAGAUCCAUCGAUGAAGUCGAUUGUGGGAAGUCCAUCCAUCAACUCGGCAUGGGCGGAGCAGGAGUCCCAGGUUCUUGACGAGGCCGUGCAGGAGGAGGAUCCAAGGACAACGCCGUCGCAGCCUGCACAAGAGGAACUCGAGGGUGCUUCGAGUGCGAAGGCAAGCAACAGGAAUGCGCGGGCUGCUUUGCAAGAGGAGCGCUUUUUCGAUGGUGUCCAGCUUGUGAACACGGCCCUUGAGGCUCAAGGACAAGCUCUUCGUGGCACCAAAGGAGGCUAUUCAGCAGCUCCGGCUUCGACCGAAGCAGACGGCACAGAAAUCCUUCGGACUCCAGAAGUCUUCCUCAACCGGGUGAUGACAACCUUGACGGCUGCGAAGAAGAACGAGCUGGCCGACUUCUUCACCGUCCGCACCGACUUGCUGGUUGGCCUCGGUGCGCUCAAACGUGCAGUGGUGGAUGUAAGCGCUGCUUUGCUGCUUCGGCCGGAAGACGAAGCUCUGGCCAGGAAGAAGACUGAUCUGGAGGGGCGACUUGCUGGGGACACGGGUCUUGGAGCCGCCACCAAGACUCCCACAAGCAUCAUCACCGGCUUUCUCGGUGCAGGCAAGACAACCCUCCUGAAUUACAUUCUGGAGCAGAACCACGGAAAGAAGAUUGCAAUCAUAGAAAACGAGUUCGGCGAGGUAGGGAUAGAUGAUGCGCUGUUGAACACCAAGAGCGCAGUGACCGAGGAGAACGUCAUUGAGAUGAACAAUGGCUGCAUUUGCUGCACCGUCCGGGGGGAUUUGAUUGCAGGGCUCAAGAAGCUCCACAAGCAAACCACUGGCAAGGGCAAGCCUUUGGAUGGGAUCAUCAUUGAGACCACGGGCCUUGCAGAUCCAGCUCCCGUGGCACAGACCUUCUUUGCUGAUGAUUUCGUGAGUGCCAAUAUGGUGCUCGACGGCAUCCUGACGGUCGUAGACAGCAAGCACAUCAUCGGACAGUUGCAGGAGGACAAGCCAGAAGGGGCGGUGAACGAGGCCGUGGAGCAGAUCGCCUUUGCAGACCGGAUUCUGCUAAACAAGACAGACCUCGUGAGUGAUGCCGAGCUCGACGAGGUCCAGCGAGAAGUACGAAGAAUCAACAAGACAGCGGCGAUGAAGAGGACAGUUUUUGCAAUCCCGGUCUCGUUCAGAAAGGAGUGGCUCGAGAACAAGAUUCUGCUGCUUCCGAAAACUGCUGUCCUUAACGGAGUGUGCUUGCCCGUCCUACCCGUGCCCACAGCCACGCAAUCUUUUCUACCGCCGCCGUGCCACCCCUGCGACCGGGUCCAAAUACGGCCAAACGGAAGAAAAUACAACCACAUGGUGGAAAACACAACGGAACCACUAUUAUGGGCUGGCCCAAACGGGAGAAACUACAACUGGCUACUGUGGUGCCUUUAUAAAUUUAGACGUGCUCUACAGAAAGCCCAUGGUACACACAUGAGAUUUCAGUACCAAAGCUGGACUAUGGUGGUUGUGAUAUGUUGUGAUUCGUCCCUUCUCUUUGCGCCCUUGCACGAAUGA